AUGCAGAGGGGCGACGCCGCCGGGCUGGUGGCGGAAGGGAAGACCGUUACGGCGGGAAGAUUCGACUCCUCGAAGGUGCUGCCUCAGAAGGGCUUGAAGGAGAAGGACAAGAUCACGAAGCUCCCCGGCCAGCCCGCCGCCGGCGUUGACUUCGAACAGUACAGCGGCUACGUCACCGUUGACGAGAAGGCCGGAAGGGCCCUCUUCUACUACCUCGUCGAGGCUCCGGAUGCCGCCAAGAGGCCUCUCCUCGUUUGGUUCAAUGGAGGUCAGUUAUCCUCUCCCAUUCGUGUUUCUCUCUCUAAAGAAAUCUCUCUCUCUCUCUCUCUCUCUCUCUCUCUCUAGAGUGCGUUCAAAGAAAUUGUGAAACUGGGCUUUGUAUUCUUUCCUCUCCUUCUCCCAAGGAGGGGAGGAGAAAGACUGAAGCUUUCCGAAAAACAAGGCGUCGCUCAAACAUUUACUUUCUCUCUCCAUUAUCGGGGUCAGCUAGAUCGGUGCCAGAAAUUUCUCGCUCAAAUUCUCCCGAACUUUCCUUCACAGGACCCGGCUGCUCCUCCCUUGGCAUUGGAGCCCUGGAGGAGAUCGGACCCUUCCGAGUGAUGAGUGACGGAAAGACGCUCUUCUCGAACCCCUUCGCGUGGAAUCGCGGUACAUUAAUCUCUCUCUCUCUCUCUCUCUCGCUCGCUCUCGCUAAAAAUGAGUGAAAACUCUGGGAGAUGGGUGCAUUGACUUUUUAGCCAAACUCUUGAAGCUUUCGCUGCUGCCAGGCACUAGAAGGGCUAUAUCCACAUGCACUUAACUAGAGAUUUGGAGCAGAGAGGAUGAGACUGAGGAACUCUCUCUCUCUCUCUAUCUAUCUAUCUCUAUUGGGCAGUGGCGAAUGUACUGUUCUUGGAGAGCCCUGCCGGCGUUGGGUUCUCCUACUCGAACACCACCUCCGACUACGACAGCAACGGCGACACCCAGACGGCGGAGGACGCGUACGUCUUCCUCGUGAACUGGCUGGAAAGAUUCCCCGAGUACAAGCACCGGGACCUCUUCCUCGCCGGCGAGAGCUACGCCGGCCACUUCGCCCCCCAACUCGCCCACGCCAUCCUCCGCUACAACAACCAGCUCCCCCACGGCAUCGUCAUCAACCUCAAGGGCAUCGCCGUACGGCCCCUCUCUCCAUUCAACCCAUUUCCAUUCUCUUCCUGCGAUGAAGUAGGGUUCAGAACCGGCGAAUCCUUGUGAUCCAGAUCGGAAACGCGGCCAUCAAUGACCUCACGGACAACAAGGGGAUGCUGGAUUUCUUCUGGACCCACGCCCUCAUCUCCGACGAGAACCACCGGGAGAUCGAACAGAACUGCGACUUCAACGUCGCCGAGGGGAUCAAGAACCCCAAGUGCGACGCCGCCAUAGAGAAGGCCAAGUUGGUCAUGACCCAGAUCGACAUCUACAACAUCUACGGUCCCUUAUGCUACAACACCAGCCUCGUCGACCCCCCCAAGAAGUCCUCGGUCUCUCUCUCUCUCUCUCUCUCUCUCUCUCUAUGUAUCUGCAAACGAAUGCACAUCUAUAUAUCUCCGUAAUUAUCGUCUUCUUCCCGGGACCCUAAUCCAUUUUCUUCUCCGGGUGCAGGUGAAGAGCUCCGACCCCUGCAUAGAUUACUAUGUUUUCGAGUACCUGAACAAUCCGGCGGUGCAGAAGGCCCUCCACGCCAUCUCCGCCGGGCCAGACCAUCCCUGGAUGAUUUGCAAGUAACCGACGUUCCGAUAAUUCAUAGCAGGGAGUCAAUCUUCCGUCCCUUCUUGGAUUAUUUUUCAUUCCGAUGGAUUUAUGUCGCCGUUUUCCCUCCGGCAGCGACUUCUCGUGGGAGGACACCGUCCCCAGCGUCUUGCCUGCUCUCAAGGAGCUCACGGCGAACGGCAUCCAGGUCCUGGUUUACAGGUGAGAGCGAUCGCUUGAGCUUGUUACUCUCCGAUGGCGCGUUCGCCGGCGAGGUUGACUCCGGCGACGAUGGGGUUCCGAUUUGCAGCGGGGACGUCGACGGUAGGGUUCCGGUGACCAGCUCGCGGUACUCCGUCAACGCUCUGAAGCUGCCGGUGAAGACCCCGUGGCAUCCCUGGCUGGUCGCCCAACAGGUAGAAGGGAGUCUGGUUUAUCCUUUGUUCCCCAUCUUCUUCUCACCUGGUGCUCAAUCCAUGGGCUAAUCCUUCUUCUUCUGUGUUGCAGGCAGCGGGGUACGUUGAGGUCUACGAGGGCAACCUGACGCUGGUUACCGUGAGAGGAGGGGGGCAUCAGGUGCCCAGCUCCCAGCCUCACCGGGCGCUGGUGCUCAUCAAGUACUUCCUCCAAGGGGAGCCCCUCCCUCCCUACCCACUUCUUCAAUCCUAG
This is a messenger RNA of Spirodela intermedia, 2376 nucleotides long. The record is from the annotation of a GenBank genome assembly. Lineage: Eukaryota; Viridiplantae; Streptophyta; Magnoliopsida; Alismatales; Araceae.